Cryptococcus wingfieldii CBS 7118 is the source of this 708-nucleotide messenger RNA. RefSeq lists its product as hypothetical. NCBI's taxonomy places the organism in Eukaryota, Fungi, Basidiomycota, Tremellomycetes, Tremellales, Cryptococcaceae. Bases 1 to 708 code for a protein of 235 amino acids. The transcript has 3 exons. The record is from RefSeq and is a predicted model, not a curated record.
AUGGAGAGCGUAUUCGAGGGCAUCCCUAUUUUGGAAGGCCCAGACGAUUACUAUCUAUGGGCAACCACCCUUGAGGUGUGCCCAGCUGCUGAUCCUUCUGGCCUUCUGGGUGUCGAAAAGGAACCAUGCUGGAGAGAUGUGACAGUCUUGACCGGAUUAGCGAAUGACGCCAUUCGCCCGCCUGAGGAAGCAGCGGGAGAUGCUUUUCCUCCUGUAGGAGCAAGAACGCCCAGUGAUGUCCCAGACGAGGAAAUGAGGGAAAGAUGGGAAAAGUGGGCCAAGAAGGAAAGGAAGGCGAGGUGGUAUUUGACAAUGGCCGUGUCAGAGAACAUUAGAGGCGUUUGGCCCCGACCGCGAGAGGGAGAUUCCGCAAAAGCAAGCGGAACUCGCCAGCUUUAUCCUCCGCCAAACUCCAACGCCUCAACGAGAAGACAACACUUGCAGAGGUUCGAAAACAUUUUGAAUGACCUCGAAAUUCUCGGCGAGCCCAUGCUCGAAGAGGACAAGAUCCGAGCAUUCUUCAGGUCGUUGGGGAACGAUUAUGAGCGAAUUGGAACCCUGUUCGUCUCCAAACCACCCUUCGAGCAGACGUGGAUUCAUCUCACCAGUCUCAUCAAUUUCGAGACGUCAGACAUGUGGCCAACUAGGAGGGGUGGAGGCCGACGGGGAAAGAGGGGCACUGCUGCCGAUUACGAGAAGCAUGUAUGA